Molecule: messenger RNA, 1325 nt
Organism: Clupea harengus (Atlantic herring)
Lineage: Eukaryota; Metazoa; Chordata; Actinopteri; Clupeiformes; Clupeidae
Gene: nme6
Product: NME/NM23 nucleoside diphosphate kinase 6
Biological process (GO): UTP biosynthetic process; negative regulation of cell growth; negative regulation of mitotic nuclear division
Cellular component (GO): mitochondrion
Molecular function (GO): nucleoside diphosphate kinase activity
Source: RefSeq, a predicted model, not a curated record
CAACAUGGAACUUAAUUCAAAGGGAUUAUUUAAGGGGACCUUAAAUGUCGACGGACCAUAGGUGGUGACAUUCGCAAUUGGGCAUGGGUUCGUUAGGACCAUUGGGAUGUGCGAAAGCCCUGCAGCUCACCCUUGCGGUAAUAAAACCGGAUGCGGUGGCACAUCCUUUAAUUAUGAAGGCUCUCCACCAGAAAAUAUUGGAGCACAAAUUUAUUAUUGUCAAGUCGAAAGACUUGGUGUGGCAAAGACAAGAUUCAGAGAGGUUUUAUGCUGAACAUGAAGGACGAUUCUUCUAUCAAAGGCUAGUUGAGUUCAUGGCAAGUGGACCAAUGAGAGCAUAUAUCCUGGCCAGGGAGGACGCCAUCAGUUAUUGGCGUAAACUAAUGGGUCCCACCAAAGUGUAUCGGGCACGCUAUACCUCCCCAAACACCAUCCGAGCCCAGUUUGGACUCACGGACACCAGGAAUACCACUCACGGUUCAGACUCUGUAGAAUCUGCACAGAGGGAGAUCACUUUCUUCUUCCCAGAAUUCCACGCUCAGGAGUGGAUGGAGAGGCUGGAGCCGUCCUUCAGGGCGGGCCAGGUGGAGUACAACCAGCAACAGCAGAUUCACACCCUACCGGGGCAGAGCAGACCAUAGGCUCAUAUUUGGACUAAAAUGGACUGACCCCACAGUGUCCAGAUGUUUGCCAAAUCUAAAGCACAGUGUCAGCAUUGCAACAGACAUGAACGGACAAUGUUGCUUAUCUUAUCUGGACCGUGGUGUUUCAGACCUUGUGUGGUGUUGUGGGUAAUUUCACUCUCUAAUGGACUUGUUCUCAUCUAUAUGUCUCAAGAUGGAUGUUCAGGGGAUGCAUGUUAUUUUCUAUUUCUGAGAACAGGAAAGCUGAAAACAAUGUUGCUCUUCUUGGUACAGUUUAAUAAUGAAUGCUUUUGACUGGAAAUGUGAAUCACAACAUAGGCCAAGAUAAUGUUAUUUUGACAUGCGGCUCACUUCAAAGCAUGUUCUUGGUAAAUGAGCAGACAAACACACAGACAUCACCGGAUACCUGAUGGUCAAAACAACACAAAUGCACACGUUAGCGCAUGGAUUCUGUGCACUGCACAUCACAUAGAGCAAAACUGAGUGGACAGCAUGUUCUUGCUCCUGCAUUUAAGAUACACAAUUGUCUAAUUCAGUUCCCAAAACAAUUAUAUAAACAGCUGGGAUCUCAUCACCCAUGUUUCUCAACUCCGACUCUCAUUAAAGGUCCAGCUAAGACUUCAGUGAUUCAGGUUUUAUGUAUAUUAAGUAAACAUAAUUAAAAAUAGCCAUUAAAACCCC